Messenger RNA from Sebastes umbrosus (honeycomb rockfish), 4329 nucleotides. It is a transcript of the gene edar, whose product is annotated as ectodysplasin A receptor. The record is from RefSeq and is a predicted model, not a curated record. NCBI's taxonomy places the organism in Eukaryota, Metazoa, Chordata, Actinopteri, Perciformes, Sebastidae. Bases 272 to 1837 code for a protein of 521 amino acids. Gene Ontology annotation, biological process: positive regulation of JNK cascade; positive regulation of canonical NF-kappaB signal transduction. Gene Ontology annotation, molecular function: signaling receptor activity. The transcript is spliced from 12 exons. Gene Ontology annotation, cellular component: plasma membrane.
CUCACUUUUUUUCUCCUCAUCAAGGAGGAGCCUGCAGACACACCGACAUGCACCAAAGUGGAGGCUGAGAGACACAAACUUGGACUGAGUGGAGUAAAAACCAGCAGACAGACAGACAGUCCCUCGGCGAUGCUUAUCCGCCACCGUGCUAGAGAUUGAUCACCUCACCGAUCACCAGGACUGAUCGCCCCCGCCAGCAGAGCCUGCAGAGCCCGCAGAGAAACCAGACCAGCGUGCCCCCCUCUCUGAGCUCCAGGAAGAAGACGCAAAAAUGUCAGAGAGGAGAGGUCAGAAGAAGUCCGUCUUUCUGUCCUCUUUAUUGGUGUGUUGUAUGUUUGCUAGUGCGGAGUAUUCCCAAUGUGGAGAGUACGAAUUCUUCAAUCAGACCAGUAACACUUGCCAGGCCUGCCCUCAGUGUCAGCCAGGACAAGAGCCACAGAUGACCUGUGGCUACGGUGUGAAGGAUGAGGACUUUGCCUGUGUGCCGUGCCCACAGGGAAAAUAUUCCAAAGGGAAGUACGAGAUCUGCAGACGGCAUAAAGACUGUGACGCCCUCUACAAAGCCACUGUUCGCGUAGCGGGAACUCCGGACAGCGAUGCAGAGUGCGGACCCUGUUUACAAGGGUAUUACAUGCUGGAAAACAGACCCAGGAACCUCUAUGGGAUGGUUUGCCACUCCUGCCAGAAUGCACCACGCAACACCAAAGAAUGCAUGUCAACGGGCGUGCAGAGAGAAAAACCUAUAAUUGACCCUGGCAGCACUACUGUGUUCCCUCAUCCACAUAAAGAUUCCACCGGACAAGGUCACCUAGCAACGGCUCUCAUUAUCGCCAUGUCAACCAUUUUCAUCAUGGCCAUCGCCAUCGUCCUCAUCAUCAUGUUUUACAUCCUGAAGGCCAAACCGAGUGGCCAGGCAUGUUGUUCUGGACAAGUUGUGAAGGCAGUGGAAGCUCAGACCAACAAACAGGAAGACAAGAAAGAUGUCCCUGACAAUGUGGUGAUCUACUCAGAGAAAGAUGAGUUUGACAAACUAAAAGCUCCUCCUCAGAAGACGGUGAAAAGUGAAAAUGAUGCAUCAUCAGAGAACGAGCAGCUGUUGAGCCGUAGCAUUGACAGCGACGAGGAGGCGGCGUCUGACAAGCAAGGAUCAGCCGAGACUAACAACCUGAACCUGUGCCUAGUCAAUCUGGGAAACAAGCCCGACCUCUGCCUUCUCUCUCUGGGCCUCUUGGAGCGGGAACGAGCCUGCAACGGGGCCCCCACUAUUGCAGCUGGACAGGCCAAUAACAUCCCGAGUCCCAACCACAUCGGCAAUGUCAACCAUAUCGCCAGCACCAACCACAUCAGCAGUGUGAACGGAAUCAACAACAACAAUAAAACCCCCGGGAUGUUACAGAGUCGAAGGAAAAAGAUCCUGGAUCUGUAUGCCAGAGCCUGCAAUGUGACAGAGGGCCUGAGCCCCACAGAGCUUCCUUUUGACUGUCUGGAGAAGACCAGCCGCAUGCUGAGCUCCUCCUACAGCAGCGAGGCGGCCGUGGUGAAGACAUGGAGGCACCUCGCCGAGAGCUUCGGGCUAAAGCGCGACGAGAUCGGUGGCAUGAGCGACGGCCUUCAGCUCUUCGAGAGAGUGAGCACGGCGGGCUACAGCAUCCCCGACCUCCUGACCCGCCUGGUGCAGAUAGAAAGGCUUGACGCGGUGGAGUCACUCUGCUCAGACGUGCUGGGCAGCGGUGAGAUGGCGGCAGCUGCUGGACGACAGGGCAACAGCAGUUUUCACAGCCAGCUGGUCUGUACAUCCCCAUGCCCAUCUCCAUCCCAACGCUGCGCCAGCGUCUAACUAUGUGUUGGAGCAGAGACUCGGAUGCCUUACAGUAUACAUGUAUGUAGGGACAGAUACUGCUCUGACGAAGAGGACAGAACAUAUACAGUAUACACCUUACCCCCAUCACAUGAAGAAUGUCAGUGGACCUCCCCGUGCACAAUCCUUUCUUUCCUAUUUUCUCUGUCAAGAAGCUAUUCUGAAAUACUUUGUAUGGCCUUAAUGUUCUGUCUUUCUAAAGUGCUAGAGUUUGAGAAAGACAAAAAUCAGACCAAAUAUUAAGAAUAUUCUCUAGUUUCCUAGUUCAGAUAUUUUUUCCUUUGGAAGAAUAAAAUAAUCAGAACUAGUUUAUAUUUUAUUAGACUUUUGUCUUUCUCAAAUGCUAAAGAAUUUUACCAAAACAAAAGCUGGAUUAACUGCGCUGGAUGCAACUCAAUCACAGCUUUUGCAGUGUUUUUCUAAAGUUUUGAUAAAAAAUUGUGUAUGCAGUUUAAAAAAAAAUCAUACAAAAAGAGGCAAUGGUGUGCUGAUGGAAAUAAGUGCCAAUUAAGUGCCUUUCUUGGAGGCACACUGCAUUAUAAGUAGGAGUAAUGAGGAUGCCUUCUUAGUUGUCCUCUCACUGAACCUUCUGAUUGGGGCCAAAAUCUUCGGGUUAAUCCCGGAGCUGAUGUAACUAGAUGUUUGUGUCCGCAUAAAGAAAGCGACCUGGUUUGACCGCAGCAUCAGUUAACAUUCAUACUGUAACUGUGCCUUUGGCUGUGCUGUCAUCAUACAGGAAAGACAACAGAUAAGAGCUCCCUUUUUAAAAAGCAAUCAUUAUGCUAUAAGCUGGAAACGUUAAAACAUCGCUCAGAUCAGCUUUCAUCUGGUAAACUUUGCUUGAUAAAAUUUGGGCAUUUGGGGACACCCCCGUGUCUCUUACUGAUAUACACAAUUGUAGUCAACAUUACAGAACAGUAUUUUUUAUAAAGACAUUAUGUUGAUAUUUUUAACUAAAUGCUUAAAACUGUGGUUUUAUGUCAAUUUCAGGUUGAUUCUGUGAUGAUGUUUCCUUUAAAAUACCAACCCAGCUCUAUCAAUUGAUUACCAAAUGUGUAAAGUGUGAUCGAAAACAGAUAGUUUACAGAAGAGUUCAACCAAUCAUUUGCAAAUCCGCUUUCUCCAACUUUAACAGACAGACCAUCACACUCUCUUACAGCAACUACUUCCUCAGCAGUGACCCCAGUCUGUGACCCUCCCCCCUUAUAAUUCUUCCUCUCCCUCCUUAUUCCCCUUUUACCCCAAUGCUGCGGUCUAGUGCUGCCGCCAGCCCUAAUUAUUUGGCGUGUGGCUCCCCGGGCCCCUAAUAGGCUGAAGUGUUGUGGUUUACAGAGCGGGUGCAAAGUGCCUGUGAUUUCCAGCACCCAAUUAAGCAUUUAGGGCCACUUAACCACUGAAAGCCCAGUGGAAAAGUUGUAAAAACCCUGCAUUAAAAAAGAGAGAUGCCAUGGCAGAGGCAUAACUAACUGCCCCCGGGGUUGCUGCACUGUGAAUGGCGCAAGAAUGCAGCCGGUCGUGGUUGAAGCAGCGCUACGGUUGUCUCACAAACGUCUGACCUUACUCAGCUCUUGUGGUCGGCUCAGUCAUGCUCAGACAGGAUUUAAGCUCCCCUCUCCCCUAUGGGACCAAUAUGGCAAAUGAGAACAAUAUGCAGUUGUGCGGGUUGUCCACCUCUGAAAAAGCAGCUGAAGCCGGUUAAGUGUUGUAUGUUCAAAGAAUGAGGCUGGUUCCGAUAAGCAAGUUAAACUUUGUGAGGAGCGUCACAUAAUGCUCAUCUUUGCUCCAUUAAUAGUGAUGAUGUUAACAGGUAAGAUGCUACAGGUCAUCGUCCUGCUUUCUCUAGCGGUUAAGCUUCAAAACUCAGCAGGAAGUUCCAAAGUCCAACUUUAACAAGCAAUGCCAAGACUUACUUUGAUCUCAUUUUUUGGGAAUAGGACUGAUCUUUAUCUGAAGUCUGAUUUUGUCAGCAUAACGUCCCAUGACUGCUCUGCACAAAAUCAAACACAUCAAGUUCCUUUUCUAAUGCUUUUUUGUUCAUAUUUUACAAUGCAAUCUGGGGCUGGACUCCGGUACUUUAAAUUAAUUAAUGUGCAUGUUUAUCAAGCAUGUAUUCCAAUUUUUUUUCUUUAAUAUCUCCUGUCAAGCUCACAUUUAAAUAUACUGCCUUCUUAGUGCAUGGUUGUCCUCAUCAAAUCCAAUUCAAAACAGGUUUAAGCAAUUAUUUUUAUGUUUUAUACUUUUGUAAAUAAUCUAAGUGGUGGAUUGAAUUGAAAUUAAAUGGACCCAAGGAUGGACCAUGCUGAUAGGAUGAUAUACAGAAGCCAAACAUGGAUUACUUACCUCAGUAGCACAUACAGUAUAGUAGUACUUGUCGAAACACACACAACUCAUCACAGAACCAAAGUAUAACUGUAUAUAUAACUUAUUAUUGUACAUAAUGUAUACAUUAAUAAAGAUGUAUGGCAAAAAUG